AUUGUCAGAUGUAUGGUUGGAUGAAAAUACAGUUUUUCUAUUUAUGUGGUUUUUGUCGGAUAGACUUUGACUAGCCCCACUGUACUCUUUUAUCUUCGAUGAGCAUGCGAACUCAUCCCCGCUUUUGUCUCCUGUUUUUAAUGCAAAUCACAAAUUUUCCAAAAUCUGUUAUUUUUAUAUCAAACAAUUCGCCUAUUUAAAACCCUCGAAAGAGUAUCUCACUCUCAACACACCCACAAAGAUUUUUUUUAUAAAAAAUGGCGAGAUUUCCUGUUUUGUUAUGUUUUGUUCUUCUGGUCACAUUUGCUGUUGUGAUCAGCGUCUCAUAUGCCGACCAUGAAGUCGUGAAGUCUAAGGAUUUGGAAAUCCAAAGCGAGGAUGGCGGUGAUAAGCCGACCAAAGUGAAAGGAAGUGACAUUGAAUUAGGGAGGAAGAACAAUCAGGAUGUUGAUUCUAAUGAUGACGAUGACGAUGACGACGACGAUGACAAGGAACAUAAGAAUAAGAAGAAGGGUGGUCAUGAUGAUGACGAUGACGACAAGGAUGGCAAGGACAAAAACAAGGGUGGUCGUCAUCAUGGUGAUGAGGUAAAUGCGGAUGAACAUGAGAGUAAGGAUGCGGGGACAUAUGAGCUGAAGAAGGGCAACAUGACAGUCAAAUUUACAAAUUGGGGUGCCUCAAUCAUGUCACUCAUCCUCCCUGACAAGCAUGGGAAGAUGGGAGAUAUUGUUCUUGGUUAUGAUAGCGUCAAGGACUACAUGAAUGACACGGUGUACUUUGGAGCCACCGUAGGUCGUGUUGCAAAUAGAAUAGGAAAGGCUCGAUUCAAAUUGAACGGCAAAACCUACAAGACCGUUGCAAAUGAGGGCAAGAACACACUCCACGGUGGAAAGAGAGGAUUUGGUGAUGUUGUGUGGUCGGUUACGAAGCGCAGGUUCGAUGGCAAUACACCUUUCAUUGUCUUCACCUACACGAGCCCUGACGGUGACCAAGGGUUUCCAGGGGAACUAAGAGUGAAAGUGACGUACAAACUGGUGGGAACAAACGAGCUGAGAGUGGAAAUGGAGGCAAAACCAAAAGACAAAGCAACGCCGGUGAACUUGGCUCAUCACACUUACUGGAACUUGGGAGGUCAUGACAGCGGCGACAUCCUGUCCGAACAAAUCCGAAUCCUGGGUUCCAGAUACACCCCCGUCGACGGCCAACUCAUCCCCACCGGAAAAACCCUACCCGUCCAAGGAACCCCCUUCGACUUCCUCCAUCUCCACCCUAUCAAAGACAAGAUCAAGAAGCUUAACAAAGGAUAUGAUAUAAACAUCUGUCUAGAAGGUAAGGCGAAAAGGAUCAGAAAGGUGGUGGAGCUCGUGGACAAGAGAUCGGGAAGGAAAAUGGAAUUGUCGGCGAACCAACCGGGCCUACAGUUCUACACGGGAGGACAACUGAAGAACGUCAAGGGGAAGAAUGGGGCCGUUUACAAAGCUUAUGCUGGAUUGUGUCUGGAGACUCAGGGCUACCCUGAUUCAGUUAACUACAAGAACUUCCCUUCGCAGAUCGUCCAACCGGGCAAAACUUAUAAGCAUGUCAUGCACUUCAAGUUUUCUAUUGUCUCUUAGUCUAUAAUUCUUUUUCUUCUCCUUCCGACAACCUUAAUUCAAUGCAAUAUUGUAAGUUAUAUGCUGUUUCGAACACAUGUAAAAACUCGUCGAGGAUCGUCGAUUGAUGUCCAAUAAACAAGUCCAUGCAUGGGUUCUAAUGCACAA
Molecule: messenger RNA, 1760 nt
Organism: Tarenaya hassleriana
Lineage: Eukaryota; Viridiplantae; Streptophyta; Magnoliopsida; Brassicales; Cleomaceae
Product: aldose 1-epimerase
Exons: 7
Coding region: 258-1613 (451 amino acids)
Biological process (GO): glucose metabolic process; beta-D-galactose catabolic process via UDP-galactose, Leloir pathway
Molecular function (GO): aldose 1-epimerase activity; carbohydrate binding
Source: RefSeq, a predicted model, not a curated record